AUGUCGUCAUCAUUGUUGUACUUGUUUGGCUUGGCUGUGGUCGCCUUUGGGCAGCCAUUUGUCGAUGUUCUGUCCCUGUCUUCUGCUGACGCAGACACGUACCGUCAGCAAUUAGUUUCGAUGGUAAAUUCCAAUCCUAACUCAACUUGGAGCGCAGUUUAUCCGCCUGUCCAGCGUUUCCAUGGCAAACCAUAUUCUGUGCUGGCGUCCCUUGCUGGAGUGCUUGGCGGGGAUCCUUCUGAGAACGCUGCCGCCUUACCCGUCAGGAAGCUGGCAGAUUUCACCACCGCCUUUGGCACUCAAGACAUUCCUGCAAGUUUCGACGCCCAAACUGCCUGGCCCCAGUGUCCAAUCAUAGCUGAAAUUCGGGACCAGUCUGCGUGUGGAAGUUGUUACGCCGUGUCAGCUGCGUCUGCUGCGACUGAUCGAUUUUGCAUCCACCACAACGGAACUAUCUCAGAGCGUCUGUCUGAGGUGGACCUGAUGAGCUGCUGUUUCAAAUGUAAAGGCUCUAAUGGAGGCUGCUAUGGUGGCACGCCAAGCCAUUGUUGGGAUUACAUGUCGCAGCAGGGCAUUGCUUCUGGCGGGAAAUAUCUGGAUAACAGUAUGUGCCUUGCAUAUCCAUUCCCGCCCUGCGACCAUCACAUAUUUGGAACAUACGGUGCUUGCUCCGCCACGACAUACAAUUCGCCUACAUGUUUCUGGGCAUGUGACUCAAAUUCUUCGAGUAAAGUUAGUUAUGACAAGGAUCAAGCUUCACACUUGUUUGCCACUUCUUAUAAAGUUGACGCCAACGUGGAAGCCAUACAGCGCGACAUCCUAGCCCAUGGCCCUUCUUCAGCUUCGAUGUUCCUUGUGCCAUCUUUUGAAGUUUACAGGUCAGGUGUUUACACAACUACAGACCAACAGUACAUAGGCGCGCACGCAGUGAAGAUCAUGGGCUGGGGAAUCGACUCUGGAUUGCAUUAUUGGGUGAUCGCGAACUCGUGGAAUGCAGAGUGGGGCGAGGCCGGUCGCUUCCGUAUAGAGCGCGGCAAGAAUGUGCUUGGCAUCGAGAGUGGGGUUGUUGGUGGAUCCGUUGUCGGUUUCCCAUCGGCACCUGAAUCCAUUGUUGUCUGA
Messenger RNA from Prorocentrum cordatum, 1119 nucleotides. Lineage: Eukaryota; Dinophyceae; Prorocentrales; Prorocentraceae. The record is from the annotation of a GenBank genome assembly.